UAGGGCUCAACUCUCCAUCUCUGUUCACAGCUCUUUCUGUCUCCUUCCCACUUUCUCCCCCUUUCUGUCUCCCUCUCUCUCUCUCUCUAUUCCUCUGCAGCUUUGUUGGACUCCAGCUCUCUCCAGCAGUACUGCACGUAAGACCCGAAACCUCCUACACCUCAACACAGCAGGAGACCUUUUUGAAGCUGCAUUUUCACAUCUCAGAGAGGGAAAUCCAUCCAAGCAGCCACCAUGGAGGCCAUCAAGAAGAAGAUGCAGAUGCUGAAACUGGACAAGGAGAACGCCAUCGACCGGGCGGAGCAGGCGGAGACGGACAAGAAGGCAGCAGAGGACAAAUGCAAGCAGAUGGAGGAGGAGCUGAUGGACCUCCAGAAGAAGAUGAAGCAGACAGAGGACGAACUGGACAAAUUCUCUGAGGGCCUGAAAGACGCUCAGGAGAAACUGGAACUGUCUGAGAAGACGGCUGCAGACGCGGAGGGUGAUGUAGCAGGUCUGAACCGUAGGAUCCAGCUGGUGGAGGAGGAGUUGGACCGAGCCCAGGAGAGGCUGGCCACGGCGCUGCAGAAACUGGAGGAGGCUGAGAAGGCCGCAGAUGAGAGCGAGAGAGGGAUGAAGGUGAUCGAGAACCGAGCAGGCAAGGAUGAGGAGAAGAUGGAGAUUCAGGAGAUGCAGCUGAAGGAGGCUAAACACAUCGCUGAGGAGGCCGACCGUAAAUACGAGGAGGUGGCCCGUAAACUGGUGAUCCUUGAGGGAGAGCUGGAGAGAGCUGAGGAGAGGGCCGAGCUGUCAGAAUGUAAAGCCAGUGACCUGGAGGAGGAGCUGAAAAAUGUGACCAACAACCUGAAGUCCUUAGAAGCCCAGUCUGAGAAGUACUCAGAAAAAGAAGACAAGUACGAAGAGGAGAUCAAAGUUCUUACUGACAAACUGAAGGAGGCUGAAACCCGUGCAGAGUUUGCAGAGAGGACAGUGGCCAAACUGGAAAAGUCCAUUGAUGAUCUGGAAGAGAAAUUAUCACAUGCCAAAGAGGAGAAUCUGGGCAUGCAUCAAGUCCUGGACCAGACCCUGCAGGAACUGAACAGCUUAUAAACACACAGAGAGGAAGCUGGAGAGGAUGACAUCGUCAUGUAACAUUCCUUUAAAUGUUCGACUCCAUUCCACAUUUCGAGCUGUAAAAUCUUCCCCGUGUGAAGGGGGAUUAACUUAAUGCUUGUCCCUUGAUGUUUUGUUUUUUUUCUAAGGCACAACUUUCUUCUUCUUUUUUUUUUAAGAUGGGAUGUCAUUUUGAUCCCAUCGCUUCUUUCUUUUUAUCUCCAGCUGUGAUUGCAGAAA
Sebastes umbrosus (honeycomb rockfish) is the source of this 1332-nucleotide messenger RNA. RefSeq names its product tropomyosin 4a (gene tpm4a). Gene Ontology annotation, molecular function: actin filament binding. Gene Ontology annotation, cellular component: actin filament. Gene Ontology annotation, biological process: muscle contraction; actin filament organization. The record is from RefSeq and is a predicted model, not a curated record. Lineage: Eukaryota; Metazoa; Chordata; Actinopteri; Perciformes; Sebastidae. Bases 235 to 1089 code for a protein of 284 amino acids. The transcript is spliced from 9 exons.